This is a messenger RNA of Corticium candelabrum, 1298 nucleotides long. Its product is annotated as putative nuclease HARBI1. The record is from RefSeq and is a predicted model, not a curated record. NCBI's taxonomy places the organism in Eukaryota, Metazoa, Porifera, Homoscleromorpha, Homosclerophorida, Plakinidae. The transcript has a single exon. The coding region runs from base 1 to 1242 and encodes 413 amino acids.
AUGGACGAAGUUAGUGAGAUUUUGACUGCGUUUGGAGCCGUUCUUGCCGUUUCACUGGCUGAGGAAUCUGAUUUGCUGAUAUCUCUUCUGUUCAAUGGCUUAGAUUUUCUGGGACUCCUUCUGGGGGUCUUGGCUCACAGACGACAGCAUGUGCGAAUUGCAGGAUUUGCAGAAGAUGUCGUGCCUAGGUACCAUCCUGAAGACUUUAGGCAGCACUUUCGAGUUUCAAGGAGAACUGCAAGCAUUCUUGUGACUGCUCUUGGACACUGCAGAGGUAUCCCUAGAGCUUCAGAUCCACAAAGAAGGGGAAUAUUGCCUGUUGAUGUCGAAAAGCAAUUGCUGGUAACAUUGUGGUUUCUGGCCACGCAAGAGCCCUUUCGAAGCAUUGGGGACCGAUUUGGAAUAUGUAAUGCCACUGCCUACAGAAUUGUGAAGAGAGUCAUAUCAGCCGUCAACAGAAACUGGACUCCCAAGAUUAUCAGGUGGCCUAAAGAUUCAGCAUCUGCUAGAUAUGUGAUUGAUGGAUUUCACGGUCGUCGUGGAUUACAAGGGGUACUUGGGGCCAUUGAUGGAUCGCAUAUAGCGAUCAAGGCUCCAAGAAGUAAUCAAGAUGCAUACAUCAAUAGAAAAUGCUUCCAUUCGAUAGUUCUACAGGCUGUUUGUGAUCAUAGAAUGUUCUUUAGAGACUGUUUUGCAGGCUAUCCGGGGAGCACACACGAUGCUCGGGUUCUCAAAUACUCUGACUUAUAUGAUCGCAUUACCGAAUCUGUUGACACUCUGUUUCUUUUUGGCAGCUACCUAUUGGGAGACUCGGCAUAUCCUUUGUCAUCUUGGCUAAUGACUCCUUAUAAAGAUAAUGGACAUCUGUCUGAAAAACAAAGAAACUAUAACUUUCUUCAUUCUUCAACGAGAAUGGCUAUAGAAAGAGCGUUUGCUCUGUUGAAAGGCCGCUUUCGAAGACUGAAAUAUGUGGAUAUUGACAGACUGGAAGACGUGCCAGAUAUCAUUUUGGCAGCCUGUACUUUACAUAAUAUUUGCAUCAUGUCUGAGAAUGAUAUCGAACACUUCGUGGACAGUGAUGAUGAUAACCAAGAAGCUGAUGGCAUUGAUGGGCUUGAUGAGGAUGGUGUUGAGGAAAAUAAUUCUAUAGGUAAUGCUGAUGGCUCAAGAAUAAAUAUUGGGAAACGUAAACGUGACCUAAUUGCAGAACAGUUAUGGGAACACUGUAGAGUUUUAACAUAAUAAAACUGUGGAUAAAGCUUCAGUCUUUGAAGACAGCUACACUAAACUCUAUCUGU